AUGAUGAAAACAUUGCGACUGGUUGUUUUGAUUGUGCAGCGAGUUUUGAUUACGGCCGGCGUGUUCUUAACGGCUGCCGUUGUGAUCCACUUUACCGCGAUCGAUCCGAAGGAACGUGCUGUUUCGUGCGAUCGGGUUUGUAAUCGAGCCGACUGGCCACGGAUCUGCCGCUUUGAGCUGGUGGUGGAAAAGCGCACCUAUCACCCUGACAGCAACUUCGCUGUUACAGACAACGUGUCGUGGGUCGAUGGGUGGAAAUCCUCCGAGUCGCCCGUCAUCGCUUACUACUACACGAUCAAUGGACGAUACGUUGGUCCCACGCUGACCGUGUGCGAGAAUGACUUCCUGGUGGUGGAUGUCGAGAAUCGGAUCCCCGGUGAGAGCAUCUCGCUGCACUGGACGGGUCAAAGCCAGCGCCGUACGCCCUUCAUGGAUGGAGUACCGAUGAUAACUCAAUGUCCCAUAGCCAGCUAUACCCGGUUCCAGUACAAAUUCCAGGCGGAUAAAGCGGGCACUCAUCUGUAUCACGGCUUCACUGGAGCGGAACGUACCCAAGGUCUUCUUGGGGCCUUCGUAGUUCGCUCUGCAUACGAGCAAAAGCAUUCACCGGUCCUUAGUGUUCUCGCUGCCGAAACCGUCUGGCUGGUGACGGAGCUCCAUGGGAUGCUUGCAAUUAAUGGGCAACGGGACUGGAGACAGGCUUACGCGUUAAAUGGAACAACAGGCGAUUCCAACCUCCGUAUAAGACUCCUCUAUGCAGUGAGCCACUGCCAGCAUUUGGUCGAGCUGGAGGACCAUAACCUACAAGUCCUCACACUGGAUGGUAAUGGUUUGGAACAUGAUACCAUGCCCUCUGUUAGGCGCAUCAGGCUGCAUGAUGGUGUUCGGAUGGACCUAACAUUUACGCGACGAGUCCCAAUGGAGGGUGACCAAAUUAAGCGAGAUUACGAAAUUCGGUUCACCCCGCUAGAGACCAAACGAGGUUCAUGUGAGCGUGCAAUAUUUGCUCUCCACUUCGACUCCCCACUGCACGAGCGCUCACUCAGGAUGGAUGUCGGUGGGACGAACGAUGCUGAAAGUAUUAAAUAUAAUUUAAUCUCAUCUCCAAUGCUGCACCCAGCAGACAAAGCAUUAGACCUGGUUGGGAAUGCCUGUGGAGCGACUGUGCUAUGUCCGCAGGAUUUGCCCGGCGCAAGUGCACAGUUUCCAAAGGACCUCACUACGUACGACACCCGGCUUGAGUUUACGGUCAGCACACGGCCGCUAGAUGGAGCAGGACCCUUCGGAGAACCGAUCCGCCAGACGGUGCACUCCGUGAACGGGUUCACCUUUGCCUUUCCGUCCGUGCUGAUGCUACGCGAACCGGCCAACGAUGAGCUGCGGGCACACACAUGCGGUGGCCAUCGGACGCUGCCAAGAAGCUGUCACCCGAUGACGGCCCGGUGCGAGUGUGUGCAUGUCGAGCACAUCGAAGCAGGUCAUCGGGUGGAAAUGGUCCUAAUUAAUGCCGAUACUGCGGACGAUUACGUGUAUCACCUUCACGGACAGAGCGUGUUUGUCGUGGCGAUGGCCACCGGACAUCGGACCGCACCGGCAAAGCUGGUCCGCAACCUGACGGUCCCGCUGCAGCGAGACACAAUCGUUGUGCGGCGCGACUCGAUCGUUGUGGUGCGGUUCGUUGCCAAAAAUGCUGGACUGUGGUUGCUGCGGGAUAUUGGGUCACCGUCGUGGUCCCGUGGCUUGGAUGUGGUGCUGAAUGUGGGUACGCAUCAGGCGGACUUUGACAUUCCGAGCAAUUUUCCUUCCUGCAGGCAUUUUGUAGGUCCUAGGUACUUUUUAGUUUAA
Molecule: messenger RNA, 1845 nt
Organism: Anopheles marshallii
Lineage: Eukaryota; Metazoa; Arthropoda; Insecta; Diptera; Culicidae
Exons: 6
Coding region: 1-1845 (614 amino acids)
Biological process (GO): iron ion transport
Cellular component (GO): plasma membrane
Molecular function (GO): oxidoreductase activity; copper ion binding
Source: RefSeq, a predicted model, not a curated record